GACUUUGUUUGGUGUAUGAGUUUUUCACAAUCCUAUCCCAAUCACUUUCAGAUAAGAGAUCUGACUUCACUCAGUGCAGCAACUGUACGAGUAGCAGCUGUACAAAGCCAUUAGUCCUGAAAUAAAUCCACUUAGGUUAUUUCUUUUUUGUUAAGUAGAGAAUCUGUGGAGGUUUUCUUUGUUCUUUUUUUUUUUAAGAGGCAGCCAUGAUCAGCCGUAACUUCAAGAAUGUGUUGGUGGUCUCUCUUGGGUUUCUGUCUCUGUUCACGGCUUACGGAGGCCUGCAAAGUUUACAGAGCAGUCUGAAUGCAGAGCAGGGGAUGGGCGUGGCAUCUCUGAGCGUCAUCUACGCCUCAAUCAUCAUCUCCUCCAUGUUCCUACCUCCCCUCAUGAUCAAAAACCUGGGCUGUAAAUGGACUAUUGUUGUUGGCAUGGCCUGCUACGUCUCCUACUCCUUUGGAAACCUCUACCCGGGAUGGUACACCCUCAUGCCCACCUCAGUGAUCCUGGGUUUGGGUGGCUCUCCUCUGUGGUCGGCUAAAUGCACCUACCUGACCAUCUCCGGCAACAUACAAGCUUCCAAGGACGGCAAAAAAGGAUCCGACGUCAUCAACCAAUACUUUGGCAUCUUCUUUUUCAUCUUUCAGUCGUCUGCUGUGUGGGGAAACCUCAUGUCGUCGCUCAUCUUUGGACAGGACACCAACAUAGCUUUCAUCCCAGAAGAGCAGCUGCUGACUUGUGGAGCGGCUGACUGCGGCCUCAACAUCAGCGCCAACAGCACGACCACCAGACCUGCUCAGCAGCUGGUGUGGACACUCGUCGGAUGUUACAUCGGCGUGGGUGUGCUGGCCAUGCUCAUUGUGGGGGUGUUUCUGGACAACAUUGACCAGGAGCAGUCCAGUCAGUUUCGUGGGAACCGGGAGCCGUUCUGCCACACCUUCCUGGCCACGUUCAGACUGCUGAAGGACUGGAGGCUGGUGACCCUCAUCCCUCUCACCAUGUACAGCGGCUUCGAACAGAGCUUCCUCUCUGGGGAGUACACCAAGAACUAUGUGACGUGUGCUUUGGGGAUCCAUUUCGUUGGCUAUGUGAUGAUGUGCUUUGGAGCCACUAACUCUCUUUGCUCCUUUCUCUUUGGAAGACUCGCUCGGUACACAGGGAGAGCAGCACUCUUCUUCCUGGCUGCACUGACCAAUUUUGCCUGUAUCAUGGCUCUUUUGUUCUGGAGGCCUCAUCCUGACGAGCUGCCUGUCUUCUUUGUGUUUCCUGCUCUGUGGGGGAUGGCAGACGCUAUCUGGCAAACUCAGACCAACGCUCUUUACGGCAUCCUCUUCCCCCGGCACAAAGAGGCAGCAUUUGCCAACUAUCGUAUGUGGGAGUCACUCGGAUUCGUUAUCGCCUUCGCCUACAGCACCUUCAUAUGCCUGGAGUAUAAACUGUACAUCCUGCUGAGCGUUCUGCUGCUCACCGUCGUCACAUACCCCAUAGUGGAGUACUACGAAUACAAGAAUCCCACACUGCCCGUUCACGAGGGGACCUACCUAAGGCACAAGGAAACUAUUCAAACACAUGACAAAAAUAUCAUUUGUCAGACAGAAAUGUAGAGACUAAAUUUCAAAUGUUUUGCUUGUUUUUUACAUCCUGGUCUGGCCAUUAAGUUGCCAAUAAAGUGUCUAAAACUGAUGCCAAAAUGUUCAAAUUACUGACUACUGAAUAAACUCAAAAGCAUGUAAUGAGAAUGGUGGAACUUCAA
This is a messenger RNA of Sander lucioperca (pikeperch), 1753 nucleotides long. It is a transcript of the gene unc93a, whose product is annotated as unc-93 homolog A. The transcript has 8 exons. Bases 207 to 1604 code for a protein of 465 amino acids. The record is from RefSeq and is a predicted model, not a curated record. NCBI's taxonomy places the organism in Eukaryota, Metazoa, Chordata, Actinopteri, Perciformes, Percidae.